AUGAAAACUAAGACAUUUGAAAUGGUGCUUUUUGGAGGUGAUUGGGUGAAGGAGAAGUAUGAGAUUAAGAAGGACUGCACUGCUAGUAUUCUUGAGGAACCACAAGAUGACCCUUUGACAUAUCAUUUUGAUGAAUAUCCGAGUGUCGCUUCUUCUAUAGAAACUUGUAUUCAUCGAAGAAAUCGGACCCAUUUCCAAACCCCAACCCGAACCCGAUUCCGACUCCAUGGUUCUUUCUUCCUCCGCUUGUUUUCGCACCGUGUGAAGUUCAAUUUUGUUGUAGCUUAUUCAACGACACGUGGCGAUCUGAAUCUUCUUCAAUUUCCAUUUUUAGCUCCAAAAUCUCAGAAAUGA
This is a messenger RNA of Vicia faba (fava bean), 354 nucleotides long. The record is from the annotation of a GenBank genome assembly. NCBI's taxonomy places the organism in Eukaryota, Viridiplantae, Streptophyta, Magnoliopsida, Fabales, Fabaceae.